UCCAGACAAAUCAAACUCUACUGACAAGCAUGGUGCACGUGACUGUGAGCGACGAUAUUUGUCCAGCAUCUGUGUAUAACAACAGCCUGACGGGAGAUAAUCCAGCAUCUGUGUAUAACAACAGCCUGACGGGAGAUAAUCCAGCAUCUAUGUAUAACAACAGCCUGACGGGAGAUAAUCAAACCUGGCUAUAUCCACACAACACCAACAUUACCGCCGAUAGUCUCUUCAGAACCUACACUGUAUACGUGGUGUGGAGCAUCAUCACCAGUGUCGGGUCUGUUGGUAACGUCAUCGUGAUCCAAACAAUGUAUUUCCAUGGCGACCGGUCCGCCACGAGCUAUUACAUCAUCAAUCUGGCGCUCACUGACCUCGCUUUCAUCCUGAUAGUCGUGCCCUUCACCUUGUCCAUGUUCAUCACUCAUGACUGGUUGUUUGGAAACGGGAUCUGCAAGCUCGUCAUGUACAUGAUAUACGUGACUCUUCAAGCAACGUGUUUGACCUUAACCGCCAUGGCCAUUGAUCGAUACUUCGCUAUCGUCCAUCCAAUUAAAUCGAUCAAUUCACGAACUCCACAGAUGUCCAUUAUGAUCAGUGUUGGAAUAUGGGUUGCUUCACUGUGUCUCAGUAUUCCGUUUCUGCUGUUUAACAAAGAAGUUACUGAGGACGGUCAACAUACGUACUGUAGGGACGACUGGCCCAAUGAAACCUGGCGCAAGGGGGUGGCACUGGCUGUUGUCAUGACGACCUAUGUCAUCCCACUCACCAUUAUUAUCGUCUGCUACACACAGAUACUGAAGCACAUCUCUAGACGACGAAUUAGAAUUACGGAGGAAAACGAACAACUUUCGCCCAACGAACUCCAGACCAAUCAACGUGAAAGAUACCGGAAGAAGGUAACCAAGAUGGUGGCCAUUGUGGUCAUUCUGUUCGCGUCCCUAUGGCUGCCAAUCCACGUGUUCAACCUGUGUGUGUUCUACCUGCCAGGCUUCCCGAAGACCUCUCUCAUGUUGGACCUCAAGGUCGUGGCCCUGACUCUCUGCUACUCCAAUUCGUGCGUCAAUCCUUUCGUCUACGCUUUCCACGGCGACGGCUUCCGGAGAGCCUUCCGGAAGUCACUUGCGUCAUGCGCACGGAACAAUAGAGUGCGUCCGGUUGUUCAGAGCGAAGCUUGGCACACCAAUGACGGUCGUGACAUACGCGGACCCGUUCGGAGUCGGGUUACGGGUUAUUCCAGCACGACAGGGUUGUAAUUUUAUCCGCAGAAACAGUUACUGUCUGGUGUUAUCAAUGGUAUAGACAGUUCCAAUUUGUGUUAAACAUAUAGGACCCAGUUGACAAACCCUGUUGUUAUUCUUACCCACAUAUAAGGAAAACAGGUUUCGUAUAUCUGGAAUGGAGUCCAAAUAUAUAUGUUUUGGUUUUGGCUGCCUGCUCUGUUUGCAACUAAUUCAUUUCAUAUUUAGGGCUGA
This is a messenger RNA of Gigantopelta aegis, 1472 nucleotides long. RefSeq names its product G-protein coupled receptor 54-like. Gene Ontology annotation, biological process: G protein-coupled receptor signaling pathway. The record is from RefSeq and is a predicted model, not a curated record. Gene Ontology annotation, cellular component: membrane. The transcript is spliced from 5 exons. The coding region runs from base 30 to 1253 and encodes 407 amino acids. NCBI's taxonomy places the organism in Eukaryota, Metazoa, Mollusca, Gastropoda, Neomphalida, Peltospiridae. Gene Ontology annotation, molecular function: G protein-coupled receptor activity.